GUUUGCUUUGUUUUUAUUGGCUGCUGUUCUUUAAUCUGCGGUUGCUGUGCUUAGUUGGGUUGAUUGAUUGCUUACAUUGAAAUCAAAUUGAAAACUGAAAGCAGGGAAAAACACAUGUACAAAGUUCACAGUUUAUACCUACCUACUUGAAUUAAAAACUUAUAAUUUUGUUAUUGUUCUAAGAUCAAAGUUCAAAGCAAAAACUGAUAAUUCCGACAAGGAUAUUUAAGUAUAAUAAGACUGCAUAUCUGUAAAACUGCAAGAUUUAUCACCUCUGUAUUAUUUGUGCCAUGUACUAUGGUUGAUUGUUGAACCGCCGAACAAGUGUAAAAACCUUGGAUAUUUUAUGUGAAUACUUGGAGAUGCAGUCCUUAUUCAGUUAUGAGACCCUGGUUCAUGCUAUCGCAGGAGCGACGGGUAGUGUGGUUGGCAUGGCAGCAUUCUAUCCCCUGGAUACACUAAGGUCGCGGUUGCAAGUUGAAGAUUCCAAUAAGCUGCAAGGAUCGUCCUGGGAACUAUUACUCAAACUUGCAAACGAAGAAGGGAUUGAUUCAUUGUAUCGUGGUUUGGCACCAGUGCUUCAGUCACUAUCAGUGUCAAAUUUCAUAUAUUUCUACACAUUCCAUUCACUACGAAGAGUAUUUUACAAAGACACAUCUGCUUUAAAAGACCUCCUGAUUGGAUCAGUUGCUGGAAGUAUAAAUGUUAUAGUUACUACUCCUCUUUGGGUAGUUAAUACACGGAUGAAGUUGGAACCAAAAUCUUACAAAACUCUUUUACAUGGGCUGAUAGAAAUUUCAAGGACAGAAGGUCCCAAGGGUUUGUGGUCAGGAACUUUACCUUCAUUAAUACUGGUUUCUAACCCAGCAAUUCAGUUUAUGGUUUAUGAAUAUUUGAAGAGACAUUUCACAGCCAAAGGCAGCUUUGAUACAUAUUCAGCAUUUUUAAUUGGUGCAGUUGCCAAAGCAAUAGCUACAACUUUAACUUAUCCACUACAAUUAGUGCAAUCUCGGCUUCGAGCUGGUACCAGCCUUAAGCCUUUAUGGAAAGACGUUAAAUCCAAACCAUCUGUUCUGUUUCGUGGGCUGGAAGCUAAACUCUUACAGACAGUCAUGACAGCAGCUUUAAUGUUUUUCAUAUAUGAAAAAGUAGUUCGUUUAGUAUUGGUCAUAAUGAGGGUGAGGAUAUCUAAGCGGUAAAUGGGGUGGAGGGAAGUGUGGCUGUUUUCACCAGUAUUAUAUGUAGGGUAUGGGCUAUAGGGAUAGAUAAUAAUUCUGUGCAAUGGACUAUUUUCUAUUAUUGUGUGAUGUAAGUUUACAAGUAGUAACCAUGACAAGAAUAUUUAAACAGUUAAACACAUUAUUUGUUAUUCUAAUUUUUAAUCUAGCUAGAGGCAAGGCUUUUUGACAAUGAAGUUUAAUUAAGUAUGCAAAUAGAUUUGUCGGAAACCAAUAGAAUAAUAAUGUGACUAAAUAUUGGAAUUGUUUUGCUCAAUUUUAACCAAAAGUGAGAACUUAUUCUAUAUCUCUUGUACUAAACUUAAUUUAUAGGAACGGAAGAAAAGUAUUCUUAAUUGGAAAUAAGUAAAAAUAAAACCAGUUAAGUAGCCUAUAUCUAUAGGGCUGCUAAAUUUUCUAUUAAUUGCUGUCAACCACAUACUUUGGACAAAUCAAAUAAGAGUUUAUGGCUUUACCAAAUAUGUACAUAUAGUAGAAGUACUACAUUACUUUUAUACUGUACCAUAUUCUACUAAUCUUCUCAUUAUAUAUGUGGGUGUUAAAAAAAUGCAUUCACUUUGAACAGUGUAGUUAUAUCUAACAGUUAAGGGGCAGAUGUAAUGUUUGUUUAUUUUAUUUCAAUAAUUUUAUGCAUUAUGAAUUGGGGUGUUAAUAAAAAAUUUCAUCAUCGAAA
Molecule: messenger RNA, 1911 nt
Organism: Amyelois transitella
Lineage: Eukaryota; Metazoa; Arthropoda; Insecta; Lepidoptera; Pyralidae
Gene: PMP34
Product: peroxisomal membrane protein PMP34
Exons: 3
Coding region: 363-1199 (278 amino acids)
Biological process (GO): transmembrane transport
Cellular component (GO): peroxisomal membrane
Molecular function (GO): NAD transmembrane transporter activity; AMP transmembrane transporter activity; ADP transmembrane transporter activity
Source: RefSeq, a predicted model, not a curated record